Rana temporaria (common frog) is the source of this 672-nucleotide messenger RNA. RefSeq names its product olfactory receptor 11A1-like. Lineage: Eukaryota; Metazoa; Chordata; Amphibia; Anura; Ranidae. Gene Ontology annotation, biological process: G protein-coupled receptor signaling pathway. Gene Ontology annotation, cellular component: membrane. The record is from RefSeq and is a predicted model, not a curated record. The coding region runs from base 1 to 672 and encodes 223 amino acids. Gene Ontology annotation, molecular function: G protein-coupled receptor activity; olfactory receptor activity. The transcript has a single exon.
AUGGAUGGAGCCACCAUUUCUGUCACUGCAUGCAUCACUCAGAGCUACUUGUUUGUGGCUUCAGGUGCUACUGAAUGUUACCUUCUCACAGUAAUGUCCUAUGACCGAUACUUGGCCAUAUGUAAACCUUUACACUAUAAUACAAUAAUGGACGACACCCUUCAAUAUUUCUUGGUCAUCUUUUGCUGGAUAUCAACUUUCCUUUUGACAUUGAUCCCAUUGAGCAUUCUAGUAAUGCUCAAGUUCUGUGGUCAGAACGUCAUUGACCAUUACUUCUGUGAUCUUGCUCCUUUUGUGACUAUCGCUUGUUCUGAUACUUCUGUCCUGGAAAUAGAUAUUUUUGUUCUAACCAUCCCCAUGGUUGCUCUUCCAUGUGUUUUAAUCAUUGUAAGUUAUGUGUGGAUUUGUGUAGUUAUACUCAGGAUGCCGUCUAUCGGCAGCAGGAAGAAAGCCUUCUCUACCUGUAGCACUCACCUCUUGGUGGUGGGUAUGUUUUAUGGUGCCGUGCUAAUAAAUUAUUUUACUCCAGUAAAAGGACAUUCUGUAGCCAUCAACAAAAUGUUAUCAAUUGUAUUUACUGUAGUAACACCAUUGUUCAAUCCCAUAAUAUACAGCCUAAGGAACCAGGAUAUUCAUGCUGUCAUUUGUAGUUAUAUACGACGGUGGAAAUGA